GUAUAGAAGGAACAUAUUUAUAUACAACUAGUAAUGAUGUACAGCCCACAAAGAAAGAUAUUGUGGUUUGCAAUAAUUAGUAGAAUAGUUGUUUUAAUUUUUCAAUUUAUUUUUAAUAUUUUGUGUCCUGACCAUGAUGCAGAUGCAUUCAAAGGUCCCAUAAGUAAUUCUGAACAAGUUUCGUUAUGCGAUAAUAUAAUUACAUUAUUAUUUAGUGGUCUCUCGCGAUGGGAUGGUGAAUAUUUUAUACAUAUUGCAAAAUACGGUUAUGUGUAUGAAAACACCUUAGCUUUUUAUCCAUUAUACCCUAUAUUGAUUCGUAUUAUUGCUAUCCCUAUACAAAAAAUAUUUUUUGUAUUGAAUUUUAAUAGUUCUCUCAUACUUGCAGCUGUAUUAAUUAAUUUUGUAUGUUUCAUUAAAUCUGCUAUUAUAUUUUAUGAUCUUAGUAAGAUAGUAUUAAGAGACAAAAAUAUUUCAUAUAAAGCAACAAUACUUUAUUGCAUAAAUCCAGCAAGUAUAUUCUUUUCUGCUAUCUAUACAGAAUCUUUAUUUGUCUAUUUAUCAUAUUAUAGCAUGUUAAGAUCUAUAAAAUUAGAUCCAUAUGUAUCUUUCCCAAUAGCCUUGUCCAUUCUUACAAGAUCAAAUGGUAUGGUUAAUAUUGGAUUUCCUAUAUAUUUUAGAUUAAAAAGUUUAUUCCAUAGUUUCUUAACAAAACAUCCAAAUUUCUCAUUAAAAACAUUAAGUAAAUUUAUGUAUGAAAUAACAACUUUAAAAAGCAUUUGUGUAAUAUGUAAUAUAAUAAUUAUAUCAAUGGUUCCAUUUAUUUUAUUACAAAUACAUAAUUAUAUUAUGUUUUGUAUUCCUAAUUCAAACUACAUGUUUACUUCUGAACAUAUCAUAAAUUAUGGCAUUAAAAAUAAUUUGGUAAUAGCAGGGACCAAUAAUAGUGAGUGGUGUAACUUGAAAAUUCCAGUAGCAUAUGCCUACAUACAGAAAAAAUAUUGGAAUGUAGGAUUUUUAAAUUACUAUGAAGUAAAGCAAAUACCAAAUUUUGUUCUAGCAAUUCCAAUACUUUAUAUUAUGAUUACUUGUAUAAAAGAAUACUUUCUAGAACAUAAAAGAUAUUUUUGUACACUUGGAUUUAUUCAAAAUUUUAAAAGCAAAAAAGAAAUUAAAACAAAAAAAUAUCCGAUGGAAAUGUUAGUAUUUGUUGUUCAUGGUUUAUUCUUGACUGUAUUUUGUAUUCUUUUUAUACAUAUUCAAGUCAGUACACGUUUAAUAUGUUCAGCAAGUCCAUUAAUAUAUUGGUAUUGUGCUUUAACAUAUACAUCUGAUUCUAAUAAUGACACAGCAUAUGAAAGUGAAGAAAAUGCGUGUUCUAAAUGGAAAGUAUUUUUUUUUAAACAAAGGAAGUAUUCUUUACAAGAUAAAUUAAUAUUAUUAUACUUUUUAGGAUAUACGGGUAUAGGUUGUAUCAUGUUUUCUAACUUCUUACCAUGGACAUAAAUU
Megachile rotundata (alfalfa leafcutting bee) is the source of this 1509-nucleotide messenger RNA. RefSeq names its product phosphatidylinositol glycan anchor biosynthesis class V (gene PIG-V). Gene Ontology annotation, biological process: GPI anchor biosynthetic process. NCBI's taxonomy places the organism in Eukaryota, Metazoa, Arthropoda, Insecta, Hymenoptera, Megachilidae. The record is from RefSeq and is a predicted model, not a curated record. Gene Ontology annotation, cellular component: endoplasmic reticulum membrane; mannosyltransferase complex. Gene Ontology annotation, molecular function: alpha-1,6-mannosyltransferase activity; GPI mannosyltransferase activity.